Molecule: messenger RNA, 3884 nt
Organism: Dinoponera quadriceps
Lineage: Eukaryota; Metazoa; Arthropoda; Insecta; Hymenoptera; Formicidae
Product: dnaJ homolog subfamily C member 8
Exons: 6
Coding region: 14-802 (262 amino acids)
Cellular component (GO): nucleus
Source: RefSeq, a predicted model, not a curated record
UCUGGACCUCCUAAUGUGUAAGAUGGCCGCCACCGAGUCAAGUUUAUCCAGUGAAAAUCCCGCCAAGAAAGAAGAUGAAUUCAACGAAUUUUACACGGAGGUUAAGGAGAUUGAGAAAAGAGAUUCUGUGCUGACACCUAAGCAACAAAUUGACAGACUACUAAGACCCGGCUCAUCCUACUUUAAUUUGAAUCCAUUUGAAGUCUUACAGAUUGAUCCAAAUACUGCAAUAGAUGAAAUAAAAAAGAAAUAUCGUCGUAUGUCUAUUUUGGUACAUCCAGACAAAAAUCAGGAUGACGCGGAAAGAGCACAACAAGCUUUCGAAAUUGUCAAUAAGGCAUGGAAAACUUUGGAGAACGAAGAAACUAGAUCAAAGUGUAUGGACGUCAUUGAGGAGGCAAAGGCUCGGACCGAUCACAUGAUUGCAGAGAAGAAGAAAAAACUGAAGAAAGAGGGUAAAUCCGAGAACUCGGGUCCGACGCUCCUAGAGGAAGAAACUGAGGAAGGUUAUCGGCACGCUGUUUGGGUGAUGACGAUGAAAUUGUUCGCUGAUAUGGAGCGAAGAAGGCGAGAGCUAGCUACUAGAGACGCGGAACAGCGUAAAAGAAAGCGUGAGGAGGAAUUAUCUGCGGAAGCUCAGGCAGCAUUGGACCGCGAGUGGCAACGCAACUUCGAGGAGUCCAGGCAGUCGCGCGUCGACAGCUGGAAGGCUUUCCAGUCCGGCGCCAGCGCGACGAAGCAGAAGAAGGCGAAGAAGUUGAAGGCGUUCAGGCCGCCGAAAACGAAGGCGGAGUCGCGAUAAUCGCGGAUUUCCCUCACGUUUCCGUCUCCGUUUCCCUUUCCGUUUCUCCCGCAGAUUCUAACGUUAGUCGACGCGACACUUUAUCCUAGACAUUUUUCUCGUAGCGUUAAGAUAGAUUAAGCGCGACCGUAAGUCCACUUUUUCGCUUAGAUAAUGCGUGGUCUGAUGCCAGAAAGCGAGGACGUUAGAGAUGCGCGAACGCGCGAGAAAGAGGGAGAGAGACGCGGAAUGAAAGAGCGGAGCGAGAGCGCGAGCGAAUGAACGAGGAGUGCGUCUCUUUUUGGCACACCGUGUGUAUGCUGUUCGAAUGACGUUUUUCCGUGUGCGUGCUCGAUGUCGCGUUGUUCGUUUUUAAAAUUGCGCCAUAAAAUGCAGUGCAAGACGUUUUUCUCGAAACAUCACGUAAUAUUUUGACGCUCGCUAUGCGAAUUAAUGUGAUUGCGAGAGAAAGAAAGAGAGAUAGAGAGAAAGGGGCUCUUGCAUCGCCAGUCUCGCGUCUCUCCUCGCGGAUCCGAGCGAUCGGAGAUCUUUACGCGUGAUCUCAUCAUCACAGGAACAUCGAUGACGUAAAAGAGUGUGUAAAAAAGGGAAACAGGAUAUAGAAAGACAGAGAAGAGAGAGAAAGAGAGAGAGAGAGAAAGGAAAUUUCUCCGUAGUACUGUACAUUGAUACCGCGUAUCGCCUGUCACGUAACUGUCAAUUUUAUAAUAUACGUGUGUCUCGUACUUUUACUGUUAAGCAUACGAUUGUCCAUCAUAGGGAAAGUGCAGUUAGCUGUGUAUUAUAGUGACAAGCUCUCAAGCUGAGGUCGAGGAUGUCCCGCAACAUCCGCGACAUUUCGGGCGAGACGAAUUGCGCGAAUUAACAACAUGAUAUUUCUCUCCGUAACUUACGACGGAAAUCGCCGGGAAAUCGUCGCGAAUGCUUCAUCGUUCGCGUAGCGGGGCCCGAUAUGUGAUUCACCGAAUAUCAGCAAAAUCCUACUCGUCGAGGCGGUAAAAACUUGACGAAGUUUUCACGCCCACACAUGGGGAGGAUUCACUUCGCGUUGUCGCGAGGGGAUCCCAUUCUGCGUUUCGCGUUUUCUCCGACCAAGGACUCUAUCGUGAUGCACAAGCUCGCCCUCCGUUACUCGAUAUCGCGAUAGCUUCUCUCAAUCGUCUUGUCGCGAAUACGACACACUUCGACGUUGUACGACCGCGACGAGCCAUCGGCAGCGAAAGUGAUUCUUUUGAAAUUUCGCAACUGUGAACUGUGAAUAUAAACAUACAUAUAUAUGUAUUUUACAUAUAUGUAUAAAUUGUUUCCAAAAGACUGUUUAUUGUGCGGGACGCCAUGCCGCGACUCUUCUUUUUCUCGAACGUGGUCGCCUAGUGUGUAUGUCGCUAUUUAUAUAUAUAUCAAUGCAUUGAAGAGUCUUCUACUGAAUUGUGAUUGCAACACCAGGGUGUUUGUUCACAGACCGCGCGAGCGCGCGCGUGCGUACCACGAGAGGAAAACGCGCACAGAAUCUGCGAAGAACAUUAAGACGUUUAUCAGAGUGUUCCUCCAAUUUUCCCGCACCUCCCUCCGGUGAAUUCUUCGAUCGACUUGAUCUUUCUCCCAGAGAGAGAGAGAGAGAGAGACAGAUAAUUGCAUAAAAUUGCAGGAGAGCGUCGAUUCCGAAUUAUUUGCAGGUGUCCGUAGAUGAGAAAACAAGAUUGCGAUAUCCCGAAAUGAUUCUCUUCUUUUCGAGUUACAUCUGUGCAUACGCCGUGCGAUACAACUCGCUACUAGCCACACUGGUAACGACGUUUCCGCAAUCGUUCCCGCUAUUCCUCUUAUAUAUCACAGGUGCAAUAUAGCAUAAUUUACAUUGAUUAUACACACGAUCAAUCUAAGUACAAUAUUAUAUAUAUAUAUAUAAAAUAUUAUAUAUAUAUAUAUAUACAUAUAUAUUACACGCCGCUCGAAACAAUUAGGGAAUUGCCUCUUCGUGUGCCUGUAUCACCUGGAAGAUGUUCGAAGUAUCCAGUGUACUUCUCUCAAUAUCUUGUGAUCUCUUGUCCCUUUUGAUCUCCAAUUUUUAACGAAGAUAUUUAUAUUACAAUAUCGCUUGUUCUCUUGAUUCAAGCAGUAGAACUGUUCCAUGGAAUCUCACUCAUUUGACACGAUCUCCUCGUUAUUUCGAGCAGCGCGUGUCUCAUACUAGACAGUCUAAAAAAAAAAGAAAAACACAGAAAAAGGCAAAAAAAACAGCAACAGUCAAUCUUUUGUAUGUGAAAUUAAUAUAGAACUUUCUUUCAACAAGGCACAUGCAGAAUAUCUUUUGUCAAGAUAUUCGCGUUAUUUGCGCCAUGUUGUUUGUGACGUCAUGGUAUUUAAGAAAUGUAAACACAAUGCGUCGCGGGCAUUCGUUAGCCCGCGAGGCGCCGGUGUCAACAUCGCCAGCCAGUACGACGUCGUAUGUGAUCCCGAUAGCGCGUACUAUAUUACAGUCGUGUAUACCGACUGUUGACGGUUUCGUUUACGAAAGUAAUUUCAGAGAGAGUGAAAGAUAGAGAUCUCUCAUUCGGACGGUUCUUCUCAACCGUCAGAAGUGUCUCUGUGACGUGACGCGAUGCCGAGGAAGAAAAAGAGAACGAGAGUGUGCGUGGACAGAAUACUCCAAAUACUUCACGAGGAGCAGCUGAUCCAGCAGAGAGAAAUUCUGAGAUUAGCGUGAGUACUUGGAAAAUAUUAAAUGUCGGGUCUGUCGAAAAGUUUCAUGAAAUUUUCUUGAGUGAUAAACUGGCCUGCUAAAAUAUUAGAGACUAUCCAAGCUAUAGCGGCGAUUACUCAGUUGACGAACAAUCAGUUUUCGUUUCGAAUGCAGUACAGUCAAAUUUCACUCGAUAAUUUGAAUCAAACUUUUCGACCGGUUCAAUAUAUAUAUUUUAGUUAAGAUGUAUUUGAUUUCAUUGUGAUUACACAUUGUCAUUAGUUUAGAGCUCUUGAGCAACUUUGCGCAGAGCGAAUGAGAAUUUAAACGGCUCGCGUGAGCGGCGUUUUCAUUGACAUGACGCGUAAUUUUAAGCAAAUUAUAUUUCUUUCUGAAAUUGUA